This is a messenger RNA of Triticum aestivum (bread wheat), 1341 nucleotides long. Its product is annotated as ethylene-responsive transcription factor ERF073. The coding region runs from base 154 to 1164 and encodes 336 amino acids. The record is from RefSeq and is a predicted model, not a curated record. The transcript has a single exon. Gene Ontology annotation, biological process: regulation of DNA-templated transcription. Lineage: Eukaryota; Viridiplantae; Streptophyta; Magnoliopsida; Poales; Poaceae. Gene Ontology annotation, molecular function: DNA binding; DNA-binding transcription factor activity.
CAGCGCCUCCACCCCAACUCAACUCUCCAACUCAACACGCCAAGGCAAAGCACCAGUAGUCACACAAGAGAAAAGCAAGAGCAGCAAGCAGCACAGAGCUAGAGAAAAGAGGAGCGUCUCAUCGGGAGGAGGAGAAAGAAAAAGCGAGCGAGGAUGUGUGGCGGAGCGAUCCUCGCCGAGCUCAUCCCGGGCGCGCCGGCGCGGCGCGCCACGUCCGGCCAUGGCCACGUCUGGCCGGGCAAGGGCGCCAAGCAGACCAAGGCCGCCGCGGCCGACGACUUCGAGGCCGCGUUCCGGGAGUUCAACGAGGACUCUGAUGUGGAGGACGACGUCGUGAUGGUGAUGGAGCGGCGGGAGGAGGUGGCCGAGAGCAAGCCCUUCGUGUUCGCCGCUUCGCCCAAGAAGCAGCAGCAGGAGGAGGAGGAGGCGGCGCCCGUCCGCCGCAGGAAGCCGGCGCAGUACCGGGGCGUGCGGCGCCGGCCGUGGGGCAAGUGGGCCGCCGAGAUCCGCGACCCCGUCAAGGGCGUCCGCGUCUGGCUCGGCACCUUCCCCUCCGCCGAGGCCGCCGCGCUCGCCUACGACGAAGCCGCGCGCGCCAUCCGCGGGCCCAGGGCCAAGCUCAACUUCUCCUCCUCCUCUGCCGUCGCCGCCGCGGCCCCGGGAGCGCGCAAGCGCGGCCGCGCCGCGCCCCCCGCUGCCAAGCCAGCGCCGGUCAUCACCCUCGUCGACGAUGAGGAGGAGCACGCGUCGUCCUUCGUCAAGCACGAGGCCGAGGCGAGCGAGGGCUCCGAGUCCAGCGGCGCCCUCCCCGACUUCUCGUGGCAGGGCAUAUCGGCGUUCGACGAGGCCCCGGCGUACCCCGCCCCGGAGCCGGAGACCGAGCAGCUGACAAAGCGGGCGAGGACGACGGAGGCGGAAGACACCGACGAGGGCAUGUCGGCCCACCCGGCAUCAGACUCCGACUCCGACGCGCUCUUCGACGCCCUCCUCUUCGCCGACCAGUUCGCCUUCUUCAACGGCGGCGCCUACGAGUCCCUCGACAGCCUCUUCAGCGCCGACGCCGUGCAGAGCAGCGCCACCGCCACCGCCGUGAACGAGGCGGCCCUGGGGCUCUGGACCUUCGACGACGACUGCCUCGUCGACGAGUGCAGCCUGUCGUUCUAGAUCUUGUUCCGUGUGCGUCCGUUCAUGUCAUGAGAUGCGGUGGUGUAAAUAGAGUAGCUUGCCUUGUGAUGAAAUCCGUUCGUCCGUCGUCGCUUCUUGGAUCAGCAAGCGAUGAUGGAUUCUGUGUAAGAGUUUGGCAUCGUCGUGAAAGAUUUUGCCUACGCCUUCGAUGCAAAA